AUGAUGAAUACCAUCGAAGAACAUUCAUCAUCAUUUUAUCCUCAAUCUUCUGUUAAUAUCGAUUCAGAAAUUGAUGAAAAUGAUCUUAAAUCAAAAUCUUUUGAUAAUCCUGAUUGGACAAUUCAACGAGAAACAUCAAUUACUAUUGAUAAAACUAUAAAUGAUUUUCCAAAAUGUUUUUCAAGAAAAAUUCAAAUUUUAAUUGGAAUCAUUAUAUUCAUUGGAAUUAUUCUUUUAAUUAUCAUUCCACUAAUGAUAUUAACCAUUAAAUCACAUUAA
Messenger RNA from Adineta steineri, 279 nucleotides. NCBI's taxonomy places the organism in Eukaryota, Metazoa, Rotifera, Eurotatoria, Adinetida, Adinetidae. The record is from the annotation of a GenBank genome assembly.